AUGGCGCUCGACGAGUACUACCACAACAAGAUCGAGGCGAUGAAGCUCGAGAUCCUUAAGGGUCAGGCCGCGCUUCGUCGUCUUGAAGCUCAGAGAAACGACUACAACUCCCGCGUACGAUUGUUGAGAGAAGAGCUGGGUCUGCUGCAACAGCCCGGAUCCUAUGUUGGUGAGGUCGUCAAGGUCAUGAGCACCAAGAAGAUUCUCGUCAAGGUGCACCCAGAAGGCAAAUAUGUUGUCGACGUGUCGGACAGCGUCGAUGUCGCCAAGCUCACUCCCGGAAAGCGAGUUACCCUACUAUCUGAUAGCUACAAACUCGAAAAGAUGCUACCUUCGUCCGUCGAUCCCCUGGUCUCUCUCAUGAUGGUGGAGAAGGUUCCCGACAGCACAUACGACAUGAUUGGUGGUUUGGACCAGCAGAUUAAGGAGAUCAAGGAAGUUAUUGAACUGGGUCUCAAGCACCCUGAGCUCUUCGAGUCUCUUGGUAUCGCACAGCCCAAGGGUGUUUUGCUAUACGGUCCUCCCGGUACAGGAAAGACACUACUUGCACGAGCUGUUGCUCACCACACUGCUUGUAAAUUUAUCCGAGUAUCAGGUUCUGAGCUGGUACAAAAGUAUAUCGGUGAGGGUAGUCGAAUGGUGCGAGAGCUAUUCGUAAUGGCUCGAGAGCACGCACCAUCGAUCAUCUUCAUGGAUGAAAUCGACAGUAUUGGAUCCUCGCGAGUGGAGGGCUCUUCGGGCGGAGACUCCGAAGUGCAGCGAACCAUGCUGGAGUUGCUGAACCAGCUUGAUGGUUUCGAGCCCACUAAGAACAUCAAGGUCAUCAUGGCCACCAAUCGUCUCGAUAUUCUCGACCCCGCUCUCUUGCGACCAGGACGUAUCGACCGAAAGAUCGAGUUCCCCCCGCCUAGUGUUGAGGCCCGAGCGGAUAUUCUCCGUAUUCACAGCCGAAAGAUGAACUUGACCCGUGGUAUCAACCUCACCAAGAUUGCCGAGAAGAUGAACGGAUGUUCUGGUGCCGAACUCAAGGGUGUGUGCACAGAAGCUGGUAUGUACGCUUUGCGUGAGCGCAGAGUGCACGUCACACAGGAAGACUUUGAGCUUGCUACAGCAAAGAUUCUCAACAAGCACGACGACAAGGAAGUGUCUCUCGGAAAGCUCUGGAAGUAA
Fusarium pseudograminearum CS3096 is the source of this 1170-nucleotide messenger RNA. RefSeq lists its product as uncharacterized. The record is from RefSeq and is a predicted model, not a curated record. Gene Ontology annotation, biological process: proteasome-mediated ubiquitin-dependent protein catabolic process. Gene Ontology annotation, molecular function: ATP hydrolysis activity; ATP binding; proteasome-activating activity. NCBI's taxonomy places the organism in Eukaryota, Fungi, Ascomycota, Sordariomycetes, Hypocreales, Nectriaceae. Bases 1 to 1170 code for a protein of 389 amino acids. Gene Ontology annotation, cellular component: proteasome regulatory particle, base subcomplex. The transcript is spliced from 2 exons.